Messenger RNA from Gorilla gorilla gorilla (western lowland gorilla), 627 nucleotides. Its product is annotated as putative vomeronasal receptor-like protein 4. Gene Ontology annotation, cellular component: membrane. The transcript has a single exon. Gene Ontology annotation, biological process: G protein-coupled receptor signaling pathway. Gene Ontology annotation, molecular function: pheromone receptor activity. The record is from RefSeq and is a predicted model, not a curated record. NCBI's taxonomy places the organism in Eukaryota, Metazoa, Chordata, Mammalia, Primates, Hominidae. Bases 1 to 627 code for a protein of 208 amino acids.
AUGGAAAUGACCAAGCUUUUCAGCUAUAUUGUCAUUAAAAAUGUUUAUUACCCUCAAGUCAGCUUUGGAAUCUCAGCAAACACCUUCCUCCUUCUUUUCCACAUCUUCACUUUUGCUUAUACUCACAGGCUUAAGCCCAUUGACAUCAUCAUUACUCACUUGCCCCUAAUCCACAUACUGCUACUCUUCACUCAGGCGAUACUGAUGUCCUCCGACUUAUUUGAAUCGUGGAAUAUUCAGAACAAUGAUCUAAAGUGUAAGAUCAUCAUAUUUUUAAACAGGGUGAUGAGGGGAGUCUCCAUCUGCACCGCUUGCCUCCUAAGCAUGCUGCAGGCCAUCACCAUCAGCCCCAGCACCUCCUUCUUGGAAAAGUUUAAACAUAUUUCUGCAAAUCACACCCUAGGCUUCAUCCUCUUCUCAUGGGUCCUCAACAUGGUCAUUACUAAUAACCUUUUGCUUUUCAUUGUGCCUACCCCGAAUAGGAUUGGGGCCAGUCUUUUGUUUGUCGCUGAGCACUGUUAUGUUUUGCCCAUGAGCUACACCCACAGGAGCCUGUUUUUCAUACUAAUGGUUUUGAGGGAUGUCAUCUUCAUAGGACUCAUGGUCCUCUCAAGUGGCUAUGGGUGA